Messenger RNA from Megalobrama amblycephala (Wuchang bream), 3201 nucleotides. RefSeq names its product NACHT, LRR and PYD domains-containing protein 12-like. The record is from RefSeq and is a predicted model, not a curated record. Bases 1 to 3042 code for a protein of 1013 amino acids. The transcript is spliced from 6 exons. NCBI's taxonomy places the organism in Eukaryota, Metazoa, Chordata, Actinopteri, Cypriniformes, Xenocyprididae. Gene Ontology annotation, molecular function: protein binding.
AUGGUGACUGUUAAGGAGCUGCUCGUGAACUCACUGAGGGAACUAGUAAAAGAUGAUCUGAAGGAGUUUCAGUGGCACUUAAAAAAUCAUGGGUGUAUAUCAAAUUCUGAUAUGGAGAACGCACAUGUCUUAGAUACAGUGGAUAAGAUGGUGGCACAUUUUGGACCAGAAGAAGCUGGGAAGAUCACUGUGAAUAUCCUGAGGAAGAUGAACCAGAACCAUCUGGCUGAGAAUCUAGAGAAUGAACUUAAAAAAGUCUCAACUUCAAAGAACAGUAAGGCUGAUCCCCAUUGUUACCGAAAGAUCAGCCUCAGACUAAAGAAGAAAUUACAAGAGGACUACAAUCGGAUAUUACUUGGUAAUUCUCAGACGGGUCAUCGAGAAUACCUGAACGAUAUUUAUACUGAUCUAUAUGUGGUAGAGAAUGAGACUGGAGGAAUAGUGAGUGAACACGAGGUGAGGCAGAUCGAAUCAAAUUGCAAACGUUUUACUGUCAAGGACACACCGAUCAAGUUCAAUGACAUAUUCAAAGACAAUAUGGGUCGACAAAACAGGAAAGUGCUGACGAUGGGCAUCGCAGGGGUGGGAAAGACAGUCUCUGUCAAUAAAUUUAUCCUUGACUGGGCUGAAGGAAAAGAAAAUCAGGAUAUACUCUUCAUAUUCCCACUUCCAUUCCGUAGACUGAAUAUGAUUACAAACGACUGCUGUCUCAUGGGACUGCUUAACAAAUGCUUCUUUAGAGGACCUGAAGAACUACCCUCUCUUCCUGAAGAUGACUGUAAGGUCAUGUUCAUCUUUGAUGGACUGGAUGAAUGUCGUUUCCCUUUGAACUAUAAAGAUGACAACAUAUGUACAGAUGUCCAUGACAAAACAUCAGUGAGUAAGAUAGUUAUAAACCUUAUCAAGAGACAUUUGGUUUCCUCUGCUCUCAUCUGGAUCACAUCCAGACCUGCUGCAGCUGGUCUGAUACCACGGGACUACAUUGAUCAGUUGACAGAGGUGCGAGGAUUCAACGAUGAGCAAAAGGAGGAAUACUUCAACAAAAACAGCAGUCCUGAGGUUGCUGGAAACAUCAUCCGUCACAUGAGGAAAUCCAGGAGCCUGUACAUCAUGUGCCACAUCCCUGUCUUCUGCUGGAUCUCUCUCACUGUUCUUCAGCUUCUACUGACUCAAGAGAGCAAUGACAAAACACCAACAACUCUUACAGAGAUGUACAUUAGCUUUUUACUUUCUCAGAAGCAACAGAUGAAAACAAAAUACUGUGAUCAUCUUGAACCUAAACCCAAAGCCAAGUCUUUCGAUCAGAUUCUUCUGAAGCUUGGAAAACUGGCCUUUACACAGCUGGAGAAAGGUAAUCUGAUUUUCUACAAAGAAGAUCUUGAGGAGUGUGGAUUAGAUAUCAAUGAAGGUUCAGUGUACUCUGGGUUAUGCACUCAGAUCUUUCAGACAGAAAAAGCUGUGUCAGAGAGAGAGAUUUACAGCUUCAUACAUCUCAGUGUCCAGGAGUUCCUUGCUGCUCUCUAUGUGUUUUUCAAAUACAAAUGGUCUGGAAGAAAUCACUUUCUUCAAUCUUGGAGAGAAAUACUGACAUGGAAGCUCUCCAAAACAUCACUAGUUGACCUCCAUAAGUCUGCAGUUAAGAAGGCUUUAAAAAGCAAAAACGGACACCUGGACCUUUUCCUUCGGUUCCUAUUGGGUCUCUCAAUGGAGUCCAAUCAGUGUGACCUGAAGGAACUGCUGCCAAGACUGAAGCUAAAAAGAGUGAAUGUCAAAGACACUACUGACUAUAUCAAAAAGACAAUAGAGAUGGAGAAAUCAGUAGAGAGGACCAUUAACCUCUUCCACUGUCUGAAUGAACUGAGAGAUGAAUUUGUGGAGGACAUCCAGAAGUAUCUGAUCUCAGGUAAUCUUUCAGCACAGAAUCUCUCCUCUGCUCAAUGGUCUGCUUUGGUGUUUGUGCUGCUGAUGUCAGAAGAGACUCAAGAAAAGUUUGAACUGCAUAAAUACAGAAGAUCUAAUGAAGCAUUGAUGAGACUUAUGCCAGUAAUCAAAAACACCAGAAGAGCACUACUGCAGUCUUGUAAUCUCACUGGUCAGUCCUGUGGAAUUGUGUCAUCAACUCUACAAUCAUCAAACUGUUUCCUGAGAGAGCUGGACCUGAGUAACAAUGACCUGCAGGAUUUGGGAGUGAAGCUGCUCUCUGAUGGAGUGAAGAGUCCAAACUGUCAGCUGGAGAUACUGAGGUUAUCUGGCUGUAUGGUGACAGAGGAAGGCUGUGGUUAUGUGUCUUCAGCUCUGAGUUCAAACCCCUCACACCUGAUAGAGCUGGAUCUGAGCUACAAUAACCUAAGGGAUUCAGGAGUCAAGCUGCUCUCUGAAAAAAUGGAUGAUCCAAACUGCUCCCUGCAGAUACUUAAUGUAGCUCAUGGAGGAGAGAUCAGAAUGACAGCAAUACCACAAAGAUAUGCCUGUGAUCUCACACUGGAUCCAAACACAGCACACACUCAACUCAUUCUGUCUGAUGAGAACAGGAAGAUGACACGUGUGUUAAAUCAUCAGAUGUAUCCUGAUCAUCCAGAGAGAUUUGAUACAUGGUGUCAGGUUCUGUGUGGAGAGAGUCUGACUGGACGCUGUUACUGGGAGGCUGAAUGGGACGGACCUGGGUUAGAAAUAUCAGUGACAUAUAAAGGAAUCAGGAGGAAAGGAGGAAGUGACUGUCGGUUUGGAUACAGCAACAAAUCCUGGAGUUUGUUCUGCACUGCUAAUGGAUUCACUGUCCGGCACAAUAAUAACAAAACUGACAUAUCUGCCCCUUCAAAUCCCUCUAACAGAGUAGGUGUGUAUGUGGACUGGUCUGUCGGCACUCUGUCCUUUUACAGCAUCUCUGACACACACACACUCACACACUUACACACAAUCAACACCACAUUCACUGAACCCCUCUAUGCUGGAUUUAGGGUUUACGAUUCCUCAGUAUCUCUGUGUAAGAUUACACAACAGGACAUGUUUCAGAAUCAGAGCUUCUGUAAUGUGACGCAGUAGAUGCGCUUCUCCAGUUUGAGCAGUUUGAAAGUAAUAACCUCAUACAUUUUGAAUUGAAUGCCUAGUUGCUUAAAGCUCCAUUUAAAUGGUUAAUUCACCCAAAAAUGAAAAUUCUUUCAUUUAUUACUCACCCUCAUGCCGUUCCACACCCGUAAGACC